This is a messenger RNA of Urocitellus parryii (Arctic ground squirrel), 8310 nucleotides long. RefSeq names its product thyroglobulin (gene Tg). The record is from RefSeq and is a predicted model, not a curated record. Gene Ontology annotation, biological process: thyroid hormone generation. NCBI's taxonomy places the organism in Eukaryota, Metazoa, Chordata, Mammalia, Rodentia, Sciuridae.
AUGGCCCUGGUCCUGUGGGUCCUUGGCCUGGUAGGCUGGUCCUGCUCCGUGUCAGCCAACAUCUUUGAAUACCAGGUGGAUGCCCAGCCGCUCCGACCCUGUGAGCUGCAGAGGGAAGCGGCCUUUCUGAAGCGGGCGGACCACGUUCCCCAGUGCUCAGAAGAUGGGGGUUUCCAGACUGUCCAGUGCCGAAAUGAUGGCCGCUCCUGUUGGUGUGUGGGUGCUGAUGGCAGGGAAGUGCCAGGCAGCAGGCGGCAGGGAAGACCAGAGGCUUGUCUGUCCUUCUGCCAGCUGCACAAGCAGCAAAUCUUGCUGAGCAGCUACCUCAACAGCACGGCCACAUCCUACCUCCCUCAGUGUSGAGACUCAGGGGACUACUCGCCUGUGCAGUGUGACCUGCAGCAGGMGCAGUGCUGGUGCGUGGACGCAGAGGGCAUGGAGGUGUACGGCACCCGGCAACUGGGGAGGCCAACGCGAUGUCCAAGGAGCUGUGAGAUAAGGAACCGUCGUCUUCUCCAUGGGGUGGGAGACAAGUCACCACCCCAGUGUUCUGCAGAUGGAGAGUUUAUGCCCGUCCAGUGCAAAUUUGUCAACAYCACAGACAUGAUGAUCUUCGAUUUGGUCCAUAGCUACAACAGGUUCCCAGAGGCAUUUGUGACCUUCAGUUCCUUCCGGAGCAGGUUCCCUGAGGUGUCUGGGUACUGUUACUGUGCUGACAGCCAAGGGCGGGAACUGGCGGAGACAGGUUUGGAGUUGUUACUAGAUGAAAUUUACGACACCAUUUUUGCUGGCCUGGACCUGCCUUCCACCUUUGCUGAAACCACCCUGUACCGGAUAUUGCAGAGACGGUUCCUUGCAGUUCAGCUAGUCACCUCUGGCAGAUUCCGAUGCCCCACCAAAUGUGAAGUGGAGCGGUUUGCAGCAACCAGCUUUGGCCACCCCCAUGUUCCAAGCUGCCACCGCAAUGGAGACUACCGGGCAGUGCAGUGCCAGACGGAAGGGCCGUGCUGGUGUGUGGAUGCCCGGGGGAAGGAGAUCCCUGGGACUCGGCAGCAAGGGGAGCUGCCAUCUUGCGCUGAAGACCAGUCUUGUGCCUCAGGAAGGCGGCAGGCCUUGACCAGGCUCUACUUUGGGACCUCAGGCUACUUCAGCCAGCAGGACUUGUUCUCUGCUCCCGGGAAAAGGCGGGUCUCUCAGAGAGGAACCAGUUCAGCCACAUCCUGCGCCCCCAUGAUCAAGGAGCUGCUGGUUGACUCUGGGCUCCUCCGCCCAGUGGCACAGGGGCAGGAUCCACAGUUCUCUCCAUCUGAGGGUCUACUCAAAGAAGCCAUGAGGGCCAUUUUUCCCUCCCGGGAGCUGGCUCGUCUUGCCCUUCGGUUUACCACCAACCCAAAGCGACUCCAGCAAAACCUUUUUGGAGGGAAAUUUUUGGUAAAUGUUGGCCAGUUUAACUUGUCUGGAGCCCUUGGCAUGAGAGGCACAUUUAACUUCAGUCAAUUUUUCCAGCAACUUGGUCUCUCAGGCUUCCAGAAUGGAGGGGGACCAAUAGAACUAGCCAAGACACCCUCCGUGGGAUUGGCUUCAAAUUCUACCACAGGGACUCUCAGUGCCUCGAAGGACACUGCUGUGAAUAAGCCACUUGUGGGCAGCUUUGGAUUUGAAGUCAAUUUGCAAGAGAACCAAAAGGCCUUAAAAUUCCUUGCUUCUCUCCUGGAGCUUCCAGAAUUCCUUGUCUUCCUGCAGCAUGCCAUUUCCGUACCAGAAGAUGUGGCGGGGGAUCUAGGUGACGUGAUGGAAGUAGCUCUCAGCUCCCAGGUCUGUGAGCAGACCCCUGGCAGGCUUUUUGUCCCCUCGUGCACACCUGAAGGAAACUAUGCGGAUGUCCAGUGCUUUGCUGGAGAGUGCUGGUGUGUGGAUGCCCGGGGCAAAGAACUUCCUGGCUCCAGAGUCCGAGGUGGACGACCGAGGUGCCCCACAGAGUGUGAGAAGCAAAGGGCUCGCAUGCAAAGCCUCAUGGGCAGCCAGCCUGCUGGCUCCAGCUUGUUUGUCCCUUCUUGUACUAGUGAGGGUCACUUCCUGCCUGUCCAAUGCUUCAAUUCCGAGUGCUACUGUGUGGAUGCUGAGGGUCAGGCUAUUCCUGGGACUCGAAGUAUAAUUGGCGAGCCCAAGCAAUGUCCCACCCCCUGUCAGUUGCAGGCCGAGAAAGCUUUCUUUGGGAUGGUGAGGGUCCUGAUGGCCAACUCCAGCAUGCCACCCACCAUCUCCAGCAUCUACGUCCCACAGUGCAGGGUGGGGGGACAGUGGAACCCAGUGCAAUGCGAUGGGCCCCCCGAGCAGGCCUUUGAGUGGUACGAGCAAUGGAGGGCUCAGAACACGGAUGGCCAGGAGCUGACCCCGGCUGCGCUGCUAAUGAAGAUCAUGAGCUAUAGAGAAGCAGCUUCCAGAAACUUCCGUCUCUUUGUUCAAAACCUGUAUGAGGCUGGCCAACAGGGCAUCUUUCCAGUGUUGGCUCAAUAUUCUUUCUUUCAAGAUGUCCCCCUGGCAUCAUUGGAAAGGAAUAUGACUCUCCCCGGGGAGAAUGUCCUCCUGGAUCCCUACCUCUUUUGGCAGAUCCUAAAUGGCCAGCUUGGCCGAUACCCAGGGCCSUACUCAGACUUCAGCACACCUCUGUCACACUUCGACCUUCGGAGCUGCUGGUGUGUGAAUGAGGCUGGCCAGGAGCUGGAAGGAACUCGUGCAGAGCCAAGCAAGGUCCCAGCAUGUCCUGGCUCCUGUGAGGAAGCUAAGCGUGGUGUCCUGCAGUUCAUUAAGGAAGCGGAAGAGAUUGUCUCAGCUUCCAACAGCUCCCGCUUCCCUUUGGGAGAGAGUUUCCUGGUGGCCAAAGGAAUCCAGCUGACCAACGAGGAGCUGGGCCUUCCUCCGCUCCCUUCCCGGGAGGCUUUCUUGGAGAAGUUUCUGCGUGGGAGCGAUGAUGCCAUCCGUUUGGUGGCUCAGUCUACCUUGAGCUUCUAUCAGCGAAGUGGAUCGUCUCUGGAGGACCCCUCUGGAACAGUGGGCCCUCUGCGAUCUGGCCCCUACGUGCCGCAGUGUGAUGCCUUCGGAAACUGGGAGCCCGUGCAGUGCCACGCUGGGACCGGGCACUGCUGGUGCGUGGACGGGAAGGGGGAGCCCACUCCUGCCUCGUUGACUGCGCGCUCCCCAGACCUCCCCCAGUGCCCCUCCACCUGUGAGACGUCUCUAGCCAACGGGCUGCUUUCCGGUUGGAAACAGGCUGUAUCCCAAGAAAACCCAUCUCCGGAAGACCUGUUCACCCCCACCUGCCUAGAGACAGGAGAGUAUGCCAGUCUGCAGGCGACCGAGGGGCGCACCACAUGUGUGCACCCUGCAUCAGGAGAAGAAGUGUCACCUGGCAUGAGCAGCAGUGGCCAGUGCCCAGGCCUCUGUGAAGUCCUCAGGAGUGGAGCCCUCUCCAGGGCCAUCGGCCCAGGCUAUGUCCCAGCCUGCAGGACACAGGAUGGGGGCUUUUCCCCAGUGCAGUGUGACCCGACUCAGGGCAGCUGCUGGUGUGUGCUGGAGAGUGGAGAGGAGGUGCCCGGGACCCGCGUGGUGGGCAGCCAGCCCGCCUGUGAAAGCCCACAGUGCCCCCUGCCCUUCUCUGGGUUGGAGGUGGCUGGUGGAGUGAUCCUCUGUGAGGGAGCCUYGGGCCCAGGGGGAGCUGCCGAGCAGCAGUGCCGGGUGCUCUGCCGCCAGGGCUUCCGGAGCGCCUUUGCCCUGGGGCCACUGGUGUGCAGCCUGGACAGCGGACGCUGGGUGACACAGCCUCCACCGCCCCGGGCCUGCCAGCGGCCUCAACUGUGGCAGACCAUCCAGAGCCAAGCACACUUCCAGCUCCAGCUCCCGCCGGGGAAGCUGUGCAGCGCUGACUACGCAGGCUUGCUGCCGGCUUUCCAGGUCUUCCUGCUGGACGAGCUGAAGGCCCGUGGUUUCUGCCAGCUCCAGGUGAAGACAAAGGGGACRCUGCUCUCCAGUCCUGCCUGCAUGGACUCCUCAGUGCAGGUGGGGUGUCUGGCUGCAGAUCGUCUAGGAGUGAAUGUCACUUGGAAGUCUCAGCUUGAGGACAUCCCAGUGGCCUCUCUUCCUGACUUACAUGACGUUGAAGAGUCCUUAGUGGGCAAGGAUUUCCUUGGGCGCUUCRCAGAUCUGAUCCAAAGUGGCCUGUUCCAACUUCAUCUGGACUCCAGGGUGUUCCCGGCAGACCCCUCCAUCCGCUUCCUCCAGGGGGACCGCUUGGGCACCUCUCCCAGGACACGGUUUGGGUGCUUGGAAGGAUUCUACCAAGUGUCGGCCUCCAGCAAUGCCAGCGAGGACCUKCUGGGGUGUGUUAAGUGUCCUGAAGGAAGCUAUUCUCGGGACGAGCAAUGCGUUCCCUGUCCUGUUGGAUUCUACCAAGAAAGGGCAGGCAGCUCAGCCUGUGUCCCGUGUCCUGGGGGCAGAAUGACCAUUGCCCCUGGAGCCUUCAGCCAGAUGCACUGUGUCACUGACUGUCAGAGGAAUGAGGCGGACCUGCAGUGUGACCAGGAYGGCCAGUACCGAGCCAGCCAGCAGGACAGGGGCAGUGGGAAGGCCUUCUGUGUGGACAGUGAGGGGCGGCGGCUGCCGUGGUCGGAGACGGAGGCCCCGCUGUCGGACCCUCAGUGUCUGGUGAUUCGGAAAUUUGAGAAGGCUCCAGAUUCGAAGGUGAUCUUUAAUACCAAUGCUCCUGUGAUGGUCAAGUCCAAAGUUCCUGGUUCUGAACCCUCACUGAUGCAGUGCUUGGCAGACUGUGCGGAGGACCUGGCCUGCAGCUUCCUCGCAGURCUCACAGUGGGCUCAGAGGUCUCCUGUGAUUUCUAUGGUUGGACAAGUGACAACUUUGCCUGCACAACUUCUGGUCAGGAGCAGGAUGCUUUGGGGAACUCAAAGGAAGCCAGCAUUGGAAGCCUCAGGUGCCAAGUGAAAGUAAGGAGCAGCAGCAAUCAAGAUUCUSUGGCUGUGUAUUUGAAAAAAGGCCAAGAGUCCUCCACAGUGGGCCAGAAAAGCUUUGAACCCACUGGCUUCCAGAACACGCUCUCCGGACUGUACAGCCCUGUGGUGUUCUCGGCCUCGGGAGCCAACCUCACGGACGUGCACCUCUUCUGUCUCCUUGCCUGUGACCAAGAUUCCUGYUGCGACGGCUUUGUCCUUUCACAGGUCAAAGGAGGGCCCAUCUUCUGUGGAUUGCUGAGCUCCCCAGAUGUCCUGCUUUGCAAUGUCGAUGACUGGAYGGCCUCGUCUGAAGUUCAGGCCAAUGCUACGUGUCCUGGUGUGACAUAUGACCCGGAGAGCCACCAGGUGACAUUUCAUCUUGGAGGCCAGGAGAUCAUGAAGAGUCUGGUGCCCCUGGAAGGAGCUCAAGACACCAUCACCAUUUUCCAGCAGGUUUACCUCUGGAAAGAUUCCGACAUGGGGUCAAGGCCGGAGUCCAUGGGAUGUAGGAGAGAUGUGGAACCAGGGCCAGGAUUUCCACUGGUGACAGAUUUGACAGCAGAGCUCUUCUCCCCUGUGGACCUUACCCAGGUCACCAUCAACGCAAGCCAACCCCUGCCCGGCCAGCAGUCCUGGCUUUUCAAACGCCUGUUUUCCGCCCCGCAGGCAGAACGCUGGUGCCUCUCUCGCUGUCUCCAGGAGCCUGCUUUCUGUCAGCUGGUGGAGGUGACAGACAGGGCACCCUUGUACUUCACCUGCUCCCUCUACCCAGAGGCCCAAGCAUGUGAUGAUGUCCUAGAGUCCAGCUCCAGGGGCUGCCGCCUAACCCUGCCCCACCAGCCAAGUGCCCUAUUCCGGAAGAAAGUUGUCCUGGGAGAAAGAGUGAAGAACUUUUACACUCGCCUGCCAUUCCAAAAGCUGACGGCCAUUGCCAUCAGAAACAAAGUGCCCAUGUCUGCAAAACCCAUUUCCGACGGGUUCUUUGAAUGCGAGCGCCGGUGUGACGCGGACCCGUGCUGCACUGGCUUUGGAUUUCUUAAUGUUUCCCAGUUAAAAGGAGGAGAGGUGACAUGCCUGACCCUGAGCAGCAUGGGACUUCAGACGUGCAGUGAGGAAAACCCAGGAGCCUGGCGCAUCUUGGACUGUGGCUCUCCUGACACAGAGACCCACACCUAUCCCUUUGGGUGGUACCAGAAGCCCAGUGCUUACAGCGAUGCCCCCAGUUUCUGUCCUUCGGUAGUCCUGCCUCCCCUCACAGGAAGAGUCGCUCUGGACUCGUGGCAGACCCUGGCCCUCUCUUCAGUAGCUCUGGACCCAUCCAUCCGGGACUUUGAUGUCGCYCACAUCAGCACUGCUGCCACCAGUGACUCUGCAGCUGCCCGAGACUUCUGUUUGUUGGAAUGUUCCCGUCACCAGGCCUGCCUGGUCACCACUCUCCAGGCCCGUGCUGGGGCCGUCAGGUGCGUGUUCUACCCUGACACCCACAGCUGCACACACAGCCUGCAGGGCCAGAGCUGCCGCCUUCUGCUCCGUGAGGAGGCCACCCACAUCUACCGGAAGCCUGGUGAGCCUCUCCUGGGCUUUGAAGCAUCUGUGCCCUCUAUGUCCCUUGCCACCCAUGGCCGGCUGCUGGGCAGGUCCCAGGCCUUCCAGGUGGGCUCUGCAUGGAAGCAAGUGAACCAGUUCCUUGGAGUUCCGUAUGCCACACCACCCCUGGCAGAGAGACGCUUCCUGGCACCAGAGCCCUCAAACUGGACAGGCUCCUGGGAUGCCACCAAACCGAGARCCAGCUGCUGGCAGCCGGGCACCCAGACACCCACCCCUCCUGGAGUCAGUGAAGACUGCUUAUAUCUCAACGUGUUUGUCCCUGAGAACAUGGCCCCCAACGCAUCAGUGCUGGUGUUCUUCCACAACACUGCGGGGACAGAGGGAAGCGAAGGGCGGCUGGUGAUCGAUGGCUCAGUCCUGGCUGCUAUUGGCAACCUCAUCRUAGUCACUGCCAACUACCGAGUGGGUGUCUUCGGCUUCCUGAGUUCCGGGUCCAGGGAGGCGACUGGCAACUGGGGGCUGCUGGACCAGGUGGCAGCUCUGACUUGGGUGCAGACCCACAUUGGAGCAUUUGGCGGGGACCCUCGACGUGUGUCCCUGGCAGCAGACCGUGGCGGGGCUGAUGUGGCCAGCCUCCACCUUCUCAUGACGAGGACCACUGGCCCCAGGCUCUUCCGGAGGGCUCUGCUGAUGGGAGGCUCUGCACUGUCCCCUGCAGCUGUCAUCAGCCCAGACAGGGCUCAGCAACAGGCAGUGGCGUUGGCCAAAGAGGUCGGCUGCCCCACCUCGUCCAGCCGAGAAGUGGUGUCCUGCCUCCGCCAGAAGCCCGCCAAUGUCCUCAAUGAUGCCCAGACCAAGCUGCUGGCUGUGAGUGGCCCUUUCCACUACUGGGGUCCUGUGGUCGAUGGCCAGUACCUCCGCGAAGCUCCAGCCAGAGCGCUGCAGAGGCCUCCGGGGGUGAAGGUGGAUCUGCUGAUCGGGAGCUCUCAGGACGACGGGCUCAUUGACAGGGCCAAGGCCGUGAAGCAAUUUGAGGAACGUCAAGGCCGGGCCAACAGCAAAACAGCCUUCUACCAGGCGCUGCAGAACUCCCUGGGCGGCGAGGACUCGGACGCCCGCGUGCUGGCUGCUGCCACCUGGUACUACUCCCUGGAGCACUCUGCCGACGACUACRCCUCCUUCUCCCGGGCACUGGAGAACGCCACCCGAGACUACUUCAUCACCUGUCCCACGAUCGACAUGGCCAGGCUCUGGGCAAGGCGGGCCCGCGGGAACGUCUUCAUGUACCACGCCCCUGAAAGCUACGGCCGUGGCAGCCUGGAGUUGCUGGUGGAUGUGCAGCACACCUUUGGCCUUCCCUUCUACCCAGGCCACCAGGGGCAGUUUUCCCUGGAGGAGAAAAGCCUGUCGCUGAAGGUCAUGCAGUACGUUUCCAACUUCAUCAGAUCUGGAAAUCCCAACUACCCACACGAGUUCUCACGGAGAGCUCCUGAGUUCGCAGCCCCCUGGCCCGACUUUGUGCCUGGAGCCGGUGGAGAGAGCUACAAGGAAUUCAGCGCCCUGCUCCCCAGUCGUCGGGGCCUGAAGCAAACCGACUGCUCCUUCUGGUCCAAGUACAUCCGCACUCUGAAGGCCUCUGCAGCUGGAGCCAGGGACGAGCAGCUGACAGGGGAUGAAGAGGAGUUGACAGCGGGGGCUGAGCAGACAGAAGACCUCCUGGGGCCCCAAGAACCAGGCCCUAAGAGCUACAGCAAGUGA